AUGUUGAGCUCGGACUGCUACGCGCCGUUGGUGGAGGCCUACGCGCAGGCGUCCAUGUGGGAGAGGGCGAUCGAAGCCUACCAGGAGGGGUUCGUGGUUGGGCGGGAGGGCGGUGAAGCGGGACCGGUGAAGUAUCGGGUGUACGAGUGCGUGCUGAAGGCGUGCGUCGAGGUUAGCGACGGCCGCACUGCAUUAGAGGUGAUCGGCCGUCAGGCUGCGGAGCCGAAAGCGUUGCAGAAGAUGUCGUCUACGAUCACCACCGAGGGGGAGGGUAAGGGGGCGGAGCUCAGCGGCGGCCCCCCGGAUCGCCGGUGCUGGUGCCUGGCCGCGGAGGCGUUGGGGAGAGCGGGGAUGAUCAACGAGGGCCACCGCGUGCUCAUGGCGAUGGUCGACUCCGGGAUCCCGCUCCGAGAGUCUACCAAGACGGACGUGCCCUCCCUGAUGCCAGUGCCGACGACGGCUGGUGGCGGUUUCGAGUGGAACCAACGCCGGCGACGCAGACGCCCCAGAAGACGACGACGACAGCGGCGACACCAACAACAAGGGGAUCCUGGCCUACCGCCCCCGGCCGCCGUGGCCGAGAUGCAGGAGGCGGUGGUUCGAGAGCGCCUGGGUUUGUUUUCCUCCUGGGAGGACGGCAGGGGAGGGGGCUCCGCGGUGACCGGCGGCCCGAGAGAGUCGCGGAACGCCGUCCAGGUUUCCAAGAACUACCUGAGUGGCGUGGAGUUUCCCAAGGGCGUCGUCAACGGGGAGGGGUGCACCGCGGCUGCGGUGGCGGCGGCGACGAAAAGCGGGGAGAAGACGCUCGGGAUGGGGUGGCUGCUGGCGAACGACCUUACUUCGGAGAAGUCAGAGAUGGAGCGCGGCGUGCAGGAGGGCGGGCUGGAGAGAAAGCGGCGGCGCAUGAGAGAGUUUUCCUUGAAAAGAAGGGAACAGCAGAAGAAACUACAGCGCAUCCGUACGACAGGUGCUGGGGAUAGAAGUGGCAGAAUCAAUGGGGGCUUGCCCGUGGGAAAGGCCGAUGAUGCCGGGGUGGGGGUCGCCGCAGGGUUAGACUUGAGGCCGGGAGGUAGGAGAGGCAGGAACGAGGCGCUGACGUUAAGGAUGCGGGUGAGAGGGAAAAGAAUGGGGAUUUUGAGGAGUUUUAGAGGAGCGAAUGAUAGACCGAGGCGGUAAGAUAGAGUACGAAGUGUUGGUGAUGAAGCUCGACCGGAAGUGUUGUAGACGACGGAGUUCACUGACUGGCGGCUGAUUUGGCGGUGCAACGAAUGAAGCGGAUGUACAGCAGAGAGGAAUGGUUCCUCGGUGGGGUUGGAGAGUUUUUUGCUAACCGCAAAUCAGCCGCCGUUAGAUUCUCAGGGCAUUGCCUCUGGUGUGCUAGAAACUAGGCAACGAGCUGCUGCUUUGUUUGAAUUUCUACAUAGAGUUGAUUUGCCAUUUUUUGGUCGUUCCCAUGUUGGUGUGAGGCGAUGCGCGCCCCACGCCUCUGUUUCGCAUAAAUAUUUAAUGUUUGUUUGGAGUCGAUCGAUUGUAUUUAUCGAAGAAAGCAGCUUGCAACGCAUUUGUUGCUUAUGUUCUGGCAAAUCAACUUCUACAAGAAAACUCUUUAUGACUUCAUGCCCCCCCAUUGGCUACUACUGUGGUAUGGACAACAUGCCGGUGCAUCUGCGUAGGCCUACGCUAUUUGUUCGCCGGCUGACUGCGUCAAACACCGCCCAUAUCUUCCAAACAUGGUACCUUCGCCGUUCGUGCCACGGAGACGGUAGUACUGCUUGUUGGCGGGUAAGGGUUCAUCGGAUGCGCUUCUGCGUACACUAGGUCACGCGGAGGUAC
This is a messenger RNA of Ectocarpus sp. CCAP 1310/34, 1833 nucleotides long. Lineage: Eukaryota; Phaeophyceae; Ectocarpales; Ectocarpaceae. The record is from the annotation of a GenBank genome assembly.